Larimichthys crocea (large yellow croaker) is the source of this 3708-nucleotide messenger RNA. RefSeq names its product calcium homeostasis endoplasmic reticulum protein (gene cherp). Gene Ontology annotation, cellular component: perinuclear region of cytoplasm. Gene Ontology annotation, molecular function: RNA binding. The transcript is spliced from 20 exons. The record is from RefSeq and is a predicted model, not a curated record. Gene Ontology annotation, biological process: RNA processing; intracellular calcium ion homeostasis. NCBI's taxonomy places the organism in Eukaryota, Metazoa, Chordata, Actinopteri, Sciaenidae. Bases 163 to 2943 code for a protein of 926 amino acids.
GGCGCUGUUUCUGUACAGUAAUACUUCCGGUGUGCCUACCGGGGGCAAUGCGAGUGUUUUGUGUCUGUUUUAUUUUAGCCAUUUAGUGGAACACAAAACCAAUUGACUGGCGUCUGGAAUAUAUAUUAAGGUUCGGUGUGUUCGCUGUACCUGAAGCCAAACAUGGACAUCCCCAACCCGCCGGAAGAUCAAGAACUGAGGAAUGUCAUCGACAAGCUGGCCCAGUUUGUUGCUCGGAACGGGCCAGAGUUUGAAAAGAUGACAAUGGAGAAACAGAAGGACAACCCUAAGUUCUCCUUCCUCUUUGGGGGAGAAUACUUCAGCUACUACAAGUGCAAGCUUGCUAUGGAGCAACAGCAGCAUCCCUCUACCCACGAUGGGGAGGAGUAUAAAUCUGAAGACAUGUACAACCCGGGCGCCAAAGACGUGGUUGACGUCCCUCCUCCACCAGUGCAGAUAAUUGUUCCACCUCAGAUUCCUCCCCCUGCUGCGCCCUCCAUCGAUGAGCUCAUCCAACAGAGCCUGUGGAAUCUGCAACAGCAGGAACAGCAUCUGCACUCACUGAGACAGGAACAAGUGACUGCAGCCAUCGCUCUGGCUAUGGAGCAACAGACACAAAAACUGCUGCUGGAAACUCAGCUGGACAUCACAGAAUUUGACAACCUGCUGCAGCCCAUCAUAGACACCUGCACCAAGGAUGCCAUCUCUGGUGGUAAGAACUGGAUGUUCAACAACGCCAAAUCUCCACCGCAUUGUGAACUGAUGACAUCACAUCUUCGCAAUCGCAUCACCACGGAUGGAGCGCAUUUUGAGCUCCGCCUACAUCUCAUCUAUUUAACCAACGAUGUUCUCCAUCACUGUUUAAUGUCUCCUCCCAGUCAGCGGAAGCAGCAGAAGGAUUUGUUGGCAGCGCUACAGAAAGUCGUGGUUCCCAUUUACUGCACCAGCUUCCUGGCUGUAGAGGAAGAGAAGCAGCAGAAGAUCACCAGGUUGUUGCAGCUUUGGGAGAAGAACGGGUACUUUGAUGAGGAGACCAUUCAGCAGCUCCAGAAUCCAGCACUCGGCCUCGGCCAGUACCAGGCAUCUCUGAUAACAGAGUAUGCUGCAGCGGUGCAGCCCAUCCAGCUGGCGUUCCAGCAGCAGAUUCAGUCUUUAAAGACCCAACACGAUGAGUUUGUUUCCAGCCUGAAGCAGCAGCAGCAGCCACAAGCUGCGCCUGUAGCACAGCUAGCUGCCCCCGCCGAGCCUGAAAAGGCCCCACCUAUGACCACACAAGCCGGUGAUGUGAAGCCUCCCAUGUCUGGUCCCCCUCCAGGGGAGUUUGAUGGAGCUUCAUCCAGACCACAGGACCCCAGCAACCCAAGUGGCCCGUCAGAUAUUCCCUCAAACAAGCCUGCAUGGUAUGACCCCCAGCACAUGGGCCCCUGGAACCCCAACCAGCCGCCUCCUUUUGACCCAAACCAGCCUCCCCCUCCUUGCCCCCCCUGGAACAGUCACGAGGGGAUGUGGAACGAGCAGAGGGACCCAGGGAACUGGAGUGGAGGUCCACCAAGAGAAGGAGGUCCCUGGAGCGGUCCAGGUGGGUCGGACCCAGGCCCUCCAUCUUGGAACUCUUAUGAGCAGCAGCCGCCAUGGGGGAACCAGCCUGACCAACCUCCAUGGGGCCAGAGGGAGCCCCCGUUUCCUCCACGAAUGCAGAGACCUCCCCAUUUCAGAGGGCCCUUCCCUCCCCACCAGCAGCCCCCACCUUUUAACCAGCCGCCUCCACCGCCACACAAUUUUGGACGUUUCCCACCACGCUUCAUGCAGGAUGACUUUCCUCCCAGACACCACUACGACAGGCCACCGUACACUCCGCACCGCUUUGACUACGCUCAGGGAGAUUAUCCCGGAGACAUGCCGGGUCCUCCUCCACAUCACCAUCCCAAUCAGAGGCUUCCUCCCCCAGGUAUGGGGGCUGAGCACCCUCCCUGGGGUGGAGGCCAACACCCAGAUUUUGGCCCACCCCCACACGGCUUCAACGGCCAUUCACCCCACAUGCGUCAUCGGCAGCAUCCGGUCCAAGAUGACCCCAGUCUGGUGCCCAACGUACCCUACUUUGACCUGCCAGCUGGUCUCAUGGCUCCACUGGUCAAACUUGAGGACUGUGAUUAUAAACCUCUGGACCCUAAAGACAUCCGGCUGCCUCCUCCUAUGCCUCCUAGUGACCGGCUGCUCGCUGCUGUGGAAGCUUUCUACAGUCCUCCGUCUCAUGAUCGACCAAGGAACAGUGAAGGCUGGGAGCAGAACGGCCUGUAUGAGUUCUUCAGAGCCAAGAUGAGAGCCCGAAGAAAAAAGGGCCAGGAGAAACGCAACAGUGGUCGUGGAGGCAGUCGCUCCAGGAGUCACUCUCGCAGCAGAGGGAGGUCUUCGUCGCGCUCCAGCUCUCAUUCUUCAAAGUCGUCCCGGUCACGUUCCCGCUCAUCCCGCUCCCGCUCCCAAAGCCGCUCCCGCUCCUACUCACGAUCCAGGUCCAGGAGUAGAUCCAGGUCAUCUCGGAGUCACUCUCGCUCCAGAUCCAGAUCCCGUUCACAUUCACCCACCAAGAGACGCCGUGGUGCCAAAUCCCGCAGCUCGUCCCCUCCCUCCACAUCAGUGAUGGGUGCCACUCCCUCCAAGCUGACUACAGAUAACAGGCUAGGGGAAGAGAACAAGGGCCAUCAGCUGCUGAUGAAGAUGGGCUGGAGUGGUUCAGGUGGUUUGGGGGCCAAAGAACAGGGCAUCCAGGACCCGAUCAAAGGAGGAGACAUCAGGGAUAAAUGGGACCAGUAUAAAGGUGUGGGGGUGUCACUGGACGACCCUUAUGAAAACUAUCGCAGGAACAAGAGCUACAACUUUGUUGCCCGCAUGAAGGCACGGGAGGAAGUCAAUAGGGAAACUCAGGAGCCGCCUUCAACUGACUGAUUUCAUGAAAUGCCAUCAAGCGCCUCUCCACCUUGGCGCAUCACCUUCUUUUCUUUUCCAUCCAAGUGACGACGCAAAGUACCGCCACACCUGUGAAGGUUGUAAAGGAGUGCAUAGACUUCUUAAUCUCUGCUCAGUCGUGUGUGCGUGUGCGUGCGUGUGCGUGCGUGCGUGCGUGUGCGUAUGUGUGCGUAUGUGUGCGUAUGUGCGAAUCCAACCAGAAGGCAUCUGCAGUCAGCACUAAGACUAGUAACACUGAACUCAACUAGGAUUUUUCAUUCGGCAGUCCGUGCAGGGCUUGCCUUCAUGCCCUGUCUGCUGACGACGUGUAGGCUGCAGGAAAAAAGUGACAGACCGUAUGAAGGCAGUGCUUCUGAAAGUGAUUGGACCCUCUGUCAAAUAUGCAUACCAUCAGCCCAAAUCCUAAAAAAAAUCUCAUGAUAAAAAUGGUUUAAAUUUGCAAACAAUUUUGAAAAUAAUUUUAUUCUGGAACAACUUCAAACUCAACAGAAAUACAGCCUGCUCAGUGUGGGCAGGUCAGAACACUGAAGAUGUGCACAUGGCUAGAUGUCACUAGGCGUGAGUGGAAACUGACCACCAAGGACAAAAUGUAGAAUAAAAAGUGAUGGUGGCUUCUCGUUUGGAUCUUGUUGAUUUUCUGCUGAUAUGAUUGUGAUACUUUUUCAUGUAAUGACUUCUUCUAUGAACACAUGUAAGUCUGUUAUUUAGUUGUAGCCUUGAAAUAAAUCCCACAAAACAAAAAGU